Molecule: messenger RNA, 773 nt
Organism: Rhipicephalus sanguineus (brown dog tick)
Lineage: Eukaryota; Metazoa; Arthropoda; Arachnida; Ixodida; Ixodidae
Exons: 3
Coding region: 211-753 (180 amino acids)
Molecular function (GO): protein binding
Source: RefSeq, a predicted model, not a curated record
UUUAUUUCGUCUUAAUAUCGCGAAAAUGCGCUCUAAUCCAUAAGAAAGUAUUGCGAAGUAGACAAUGAUGUGCGUCAGGUCCCGAGACAGUGGACUUGUUUUUCGUUUUCCGGGUAAGCGCAGAGCGUGAAGCGGGGCAGCCCCGCCCAGCGGUCGCAGCUGCUCCAGGGGGACGUGGUGGUGGCUGUUAAUGGGACGUCCAUCGGCAAGAUGCCCCUGCCGCAGGUGAAGAAACUGCUCAACUCGACCGGCGACCAGGUCAUCAUCACUGUGCUCUCCUCGAGCGCAUUCCGCAUUCUCAACACGAGGAGAGAUAUACAGGCAAUCUUGAGUUCGUGUCGCCGAGAGACAAUCGUGCUUCGUGCGGUGCGCGGAGGAUGCACGGGGAGCGGCAACGGCUACGGCUUCAAGACGAUGGAAGUGAAGACGUACAACGAGCAACAGAAGAGCCACACCAGGUACCACAUCGUCCAGAAAGUGGGCAACCUGAACGUGAGCUCGCCCGGCAAGACCAUCUUCCCGGGGGACAUCGUGACGCACGUGGACGACAUACCCGUGGAGUCGUUCACGCAAACCAUGAUGAAGACGACGCUGACCAAGACGAAGGCCGAGGUGAAGAUCACCAUCGCGGCCAUCUCGCCGCUGCGAAAGCGGCGGCCCUCGUACACGCGCCUGCACGAGACCGUCAUGACGGACACAAACGUCGAGACGCCUUCGUCAGACGCCUUCGUCAACGAGGGCAAAACAGAAUGACUCUGUCGCGCCCUCACACG